This is a messenger RNA of Ruditapes philippinarum (Manila clam), 791 nucleotides long. Its product is annotated as tripartite motif-containing protein 66-like. Gene Ontology annotation, cellular component: chromatin; nucleoplasm. Gene Ontology annotation, biological process: positive regulation of DNA-templated transcription. Bases 75 to 791 code for a protein of 238 amino acids. Lineage: Eukaryota; Metazoa; Mollusca; Bivalvia; Venerida; Veneridae. The transcript is spliced from 3 exons. The record is from RefSeq and is a predicted model, not a curated record. Gene Ontology annotation, molecular function: zinc ion binding; ubiquitin-protein transferase activity.
ACCAAAUCCAACAUGGCGAAGCAAUCAUCUUCUAAUGAGGAAUAACUAGGAAGUACAAAACGAUAUUGUAGAAAAUGGCGGACGGAGGUAUUGGAUCAGAUGAAUUUGUCAACUUUAAAUGUUGUUUAUGUGAAAAGAAACAUGUCACAAAAGAGGCGGAUAUUUAUUGUGUGGAAUGUCAGGAUUAUUACUGUACACAAUGUACAGAGUUGCACAAAAUGUUUCCUGCAAUGAGCACACAUCAGUUUAUAGACAAGUCAAGUUUUAACACAGUUACCUUACAGAAAUCGUUGCCAAGUUUUCCAGUUGAAAAAUGUGAAGCUCAUAAAACCAAGCUGCUGGAUAUGUAUUGUGCUGACCACGAUGAUGUAGCAUGUGUGACCUGUAUAGCUAUAAAACAUAGAACCUGCCAACAUAUACAUUCGAUAUCAGAUGAAGUUGAUGACUUAUGUAAGGAGAUAGAUGCUGAUAAAACAAAUACUGAGCUGAUUCGCAUAAAAACUAAAAUUGAGGAGGCUGAGACAGCAAAGAAAGUUCUUAUCAAAGAGCUCAAUGCACAGAAGGAGAAAGCAACAGAGUCAAUAAGACAAUUCAGAAAAGAAAUGGAGGUAAUACUUGAUACAUUUGAAAAGGCUACAUUAAAAACUUUAGAGGAAAAGUACAAAAAUGGCAAAGAGAAACUAGAGAACGAGAUUAAAAACUUACAUAGACAUAUUGAUGAACUCAAAGUAUCAUCACAAAAACUAACAAAGUCAGUUGGGAAAAAAAGCACAGGAUUUUUUUCGCUGUAA